GUUUGAGCUCCGUGUUUAAGGGCCACCAGGAGCUGGAGCUCAAGCUUCCCCUUGCUGGAGCUCAGCUCUGCCCAAGUGGCUCUGCAGUGAGCACUACUUGCCAGGACUCGUCAUGGCUGUGUCAGUCAGAGCAGGUCACGCGCAUAGAGCCUUUAUUUCAGUCACACAGCGAUGCAACCACAGCAGCACUGCCCUCAAACCUCAGUAUGACGCGGUUGUUAUCGGUGCAGGUCACAAUGGCCUCAUUGCUUCAGCAUAUCUGCAGAAGGGAGGCCUGAGAACAGCAGUGCUGGAGCGCAGACAUGUGCUUGGGGGAGCAGCUGUGUCUGAAGAGAUUAUUCCAGGGUUUCACUUCUCCAGGGCCUCCUAUCUGCUUAGUUUAUUACGUCCACACAUCUACCAGGACCUGGAGCUUAAGAAACAUGGCCUGAAGGUUUACAUGAGGGACCCCUUUUCAUUUACACCCAUGCUGGAAGAUGGUGUAGGAGGGCAACCACCACGGUCUUUACUGCUCGGAUCUAACCUGACAAAGACCCGGCAAGAGAUUGGCAAAUUCUCAGAGAAAGACGCCAAGGUCUAUCCUGAGUUUUUACGCUAUUUGGAAACACUGGCCUGCGCCAUCCACCCACUGUUAGACGCUCCACCCGUAGACAUUCCAGGUCUGACUCAGGGCUCUUUGACAAAGAGAUUAUCUGCCCUGAGGAGCUUGAAACCUUUGGUGAAGUCUGGGUUGACGCUAGGAAAGAAUAUACCAGAUUUCUAUGAACUUGUUACAGCUCCAGCUAUGAAGGUGCUCAAUCGCUGGUUUGAGUCAGAGCCGUUGAUAGCCACAUUAGCCACUGACUCUGUGAUCGGAGCAAACACGAGCCCAAAUAAUCCAGGAAGUGGGUACGUCCUGCUGCACCAUGUCAUGGGUGAGUUGGAGAAAGAGAAAGGCUCCUGGGGUUAUGUGGAGGGAGGAAUGGGUGGAGUGCCUCAAUCCAUCGCCCGCUCCGCCCGCUCUCUUGGAGCAGAUAUUUUCACAAACACAGAUGUCGAACAAGUCAUUAUUGGUCCGGAUGGUUCUGCUAAGGGUGUAGUGCUGACAGAUGGAACUGAAGUCCAUAGUAAAGUGGUUUUGUCCAACGCAACUCCUCAUGUCACCUUCAAACGUCUCACACCGCAGGAUGCCCUGCCAGAGGCUUUCAUCACAGCUGUAGAUCAAAUUGACUACACCUCUCCUGUUACCAAGAUAAACGUGGCUUUAGACAAGCUGCCAGAUUUCUUGGCUGCUCCGAAUGGCGCGGAUGGAAAAGCGGGUCCUCAUCAUCAGUGUUCAAUCCACCUGAACUGUGAGAGCGUGGAGGUGCUGGAAGACGCUUAUUGGGAGGGUCAGCAUGGACGGCCAUCCUCUAGGCCUAUGAUAGAAAUGACCAUUCCCUCAGUGCUGGAUCCCACUCUAGCACCGCCAGGAUGUCAUGUGGUGUCGCUUUUUAUACAGUUUACACCAUAUUUGCUUGAGGGCCGCCGUGCUUGGACUGAAGAGGAUAAGGAGAGGUUUGGAGACACAGUAUUCGACUGGGUUGAGCGUUACGCUCCAGGAUUUAAAGCAUCAAUAGUAGGCAAAGACAUCCUGACCCCUGCUGAUCUGGAGAGGGUCUUUGGUCUCACCGGAGGGAAUAUUUUCCAUGGCUCAAUGUCGUUGGAUCAGCUUUACCUGGCGAGGCCUUUGCCCUCUAUCGCAGACUAUCGCUCGCCUGUCAAAGGAUUGUACUUAUGUGGCAGUGGCAGCCAUCCAGGUGGAGGUGUUAUGGGUGCAGCCGGCUGGAGUUCAGCUCUCAGAGUUCUGGCAGAUUUCAAGAGACUGUGAUGCUGCACUUCCAUGGGGAAAAUAUUACUUGCUGAUUGAGUAUUUUAAAAGGAAAUGGAGAUGGGGCGGGACAUUAUAGGAACAUUUCACGCAAAACUGAAACUUCUGUCAUCAUUUAAUCUGCCUGGACUUGUUUCUAACCAGUAUGAGUUUUUUUUUGGUUUUGUUGAACCAAGUAGGGCUGGGCGAUAUGAAAAAAAAAAUCUUAUUUCACGAUAUAAGUCUUCUCAUAUCCUGAUAAUGAUAUAUAUCACGAUCAGUGGUGUAAAGUAACAAAUUACAAAUACUUAAAUUAUUAUAGUUGAGUAGUUUUUAUCAGAAAUUGUAAUUUACUAAGUAGUUUUAAAAAUGUAAGCAAGUAAGUAAUGUGUAGUUAUAUAGCGCAUUUAUCGUAUAUGGUCACACACCCAAAGUGCUUCACAAUAAUGAGGGGGGUCUCUCCACACCACCAUCAGUGUGCAGCAUCCACUUGGAUGUUGCGACUGCAGCCACAGGUCAAUAACGCCAGUGCGCUCACCACACACCAGCUACAGGUGAAGUGGAGAGACAGUGAUAGAGCCAAUUCGGUGGAUGGGGAUGAUUGGGAGGCAAUGAUGUGUCUACCUUAAGACAUGCAGCAAACCGUUUGAAAGCAUUAAAAAUGUCCAAGAGUAUACAUUACGUGCAAUGACCCUGAGACUGUUUAAACUGAAUGUCGCUGAUGAGAUGACGGCUGUUUACUGUAUGAUGACCAAAAUGACCUUAAACAAUCACUAAAUGCACUACAGAAUAUUACGUUUGCACACACAAGCACAAACUACAUGUAAACAAAUCAACCUCGGCAUAAUACUACUCUUGAGUACUUUUAAAAAGGCUUUUUUUGCCUCAUACUUUGAGUAUUAUUUACAGCAGAUACUUUUACUCGCACUACAUUUUUGGGUAAGUAAUGGUACUUUUACUUAAGUAUGAUUUUUCAGUACUCUUUCCACCACUGAUCACGAUAUAGUGCCAUUUCUGUAAAUUCAAGAAAUUAAGAUAUAUAUACAGUUGAAGUCAGAAUUAUUAGCCCCCCUUAAAUUUUAGCCCUCAAUUUUUGCCAACUAGGCAAGUUAGGGUAAUUAGGCAAGUUAUUGUAUAAUGAUGGUUUGUUCUGUAGACUAUCAAAAAAAAAUAGGGCUAAUAAUUUUGACCUUAAAAUAGGUUUUAAAAAAUUAAAAACUGCUUUUAUUAUAGCCAAAAUAAAACAAAUAAGACUUUCUCCAGGAGAAAAAAUAUUAUCAGACAUACUGUGAAAAUUUCUUUGCUCUGUUAAACAUCAUUUGGGAAAUAUUUAAAAAAGGAAAAACUAUUCAAAGGGGGGUAAUAUUUCUGACAUAUAUAUAUAUAUAUAUAUAUAUAUAUAUAUAUAAAUGUCAUGUUUUUCACUUUAUUUAGAACUUUAGGGCAAAUGUUUGAUUAAAGCAUAACAUAAACUAUAAAAUAAAUAUUAAUAAAAUACAAAACACUUUUCAAAAUAAAUAAUUACAGGUCAAGCAUAAAAACAAUAUUGUUAAAUAAUUUUUUUGCAACUUUUUCACAAUGCUGUUAUUCAUGUUUCUGUCUGUAUCCUUGUAAUGGUGUGUAAUAUUAUGCUUGUGUAAAUGAUGAAAAAGUUUAAUCGUAAACGAUGUAUUUUGUUACACCAUGAAAUAAACUGUUUCGUAUAAUAUGAAAAAAAUAGCCAUUUUAUAUUGUCUAUUCAUCUUUAAUUUAUAUUUGUCUAUUUUGAAGAAUUUUGGAAAUCUCUUUACUCAAAUGUUAGAAAUAACCAUUGAUUUUCAUUGUAGGAAAAACAAAUAGGAAAUCAAUAGUUACCGGUUUCCCACAUUCUUCAAAAUAUCUUCUUUUCAGAACAAAACAAAAAAACAAAAAACAGAGCCUGAGUAAAUGAUGACAGAAUAAAUUUUUGAGUGAACUAACCUAACACUAAGUGUUGUAUGUGAUUGAGUUUAAAACACUCCUACAAUGUUGUCCUAAAAUGUGUUUAGGGAACUUUUAAAUAAAUAAAAUUAAGUCAGUUUUAAUUAAUAUAGGUGAUUCUAUAGGCUGUAUGUAUGAUUGUGUGUAUCCGUGCGUGCGCGCGCAUGUGUUAUAAAGGAGUGUGAACAGCCAUAAUACUAAAUGUUAUGACAAAAAGCUGUGAAAUGUUUUUCUAUUAAUUUUGAUAAUAAAUAACACUCCAAUCUGA
This is a messenger RNA of Danio aesculapii, 4055 nucleotides long. It is a transcript of the gene pyroxd2, whose product is annotated as pyridine nucleotide-disulphide oxidoreductase domain 2. The record is from RefSeq and is a predicted model, not a curated record. Lineage: Eukaryota; Metazoa; Chordata; Actinopteri; Cypriniformes; Danionidae. Gene Ontology annotation, molecular function: oxidoreductase activity.